AUGGUGUCCGUAUCCAGAAUUGGACCAAAGGCGGUUUCGGUCCCGGAGGCUGCAGCUGUCCCUAAAAUUUAUGCCCUCAAUUCAGGCUUUAUCAAAUCCGACUUCUACAACGUGCAGCAGACGCUGGCCAAUGGUCGCCCACUGCAUGCGCUUUUCAACACUACUGACGAGAAGUUUCAUGCGAAACUUCGCCGGGCAGUCUCCAAUGCUUACUCCAUAAGCAUUCUAGUUCAGUUUGAACCAUAUGUGGACUCAACGACAAUGGGAUUCCUCCACCAAAUCGAGACCAGAUAUGCAGAUCGGCCUGGAUAUUCAUGCGACUUUGGUACCUGGCUUCAAUACUAUGCAUUCGAUGUAAUUGUGGAGCUCACCUAUUCUCAAAGACUAGGCUUCCUCCGAGGAGGUGCUGAUGUCGAGAACAUCGUCCACAAUAUCGAGUGGACACUCAAUUACUCGGCAGUGGUGAGUUGGGCAGAUGCCCUGGCAUGUCCAAACAUUGAAACCUACCUGGUUGCGGAUAUCUUCGAUGCCAUCGGCGACACGGCAUUGCUCAUUACUGAGCAAAUCUUCGUCGCGGACAUCACUAGCCUCAUUAAUCGAGGAUUUUGGUCUGCACUCCCAGAAGCCACAACUGGCAUCUUCUCCCUUUAUGUCGGAAGUAGAGUCGCUCAAGCAGUUCUGGACCAUUCGACCUGGCGUUGGGGCUAUGACAUGUGGACGAUCAUCAUCCCUGUCUGUGCCAUCUCGCUUUUUGCCACUCUCAUGAUCUAUGAGCGACGUGCUUUACGACAGCUCAAGGGAACUUCCAUUGCCACUACCGAUCCCACUAUUGAAGGUUCCUCCUCGUAUCUGCUACGAGUAUCACGCUUUAUCCGGUUCGAGCUGGACCUCUUGGAUGCAAUCUUGCUGGCUGCAGGUUUCUCGCUGAUCUCGGUUCCGUUGUCGCUUACCGGCUCCUAUAGCAGUAGUGGGAAAUGGCCGAAUGGCGGGUUCGUCGCCAUGGUCGUGGUAGGUGCGAUCUCCUUGAUCCUCUUUGGUAUAUGGGAUGGGAGGUUUGUACGCAGACCGAUCAUGGCAUAUCGGCUGCUCAAAAAUCGCACCGUCGUUGCUGGGUGCCUGCUCGGUGCUUUUGACUUUGCCUCUUACUCGGUGUUCACGAUGUUGUUCCCCAGCUAUCUGCAAGUCGCUGCUAACUAUGCUGCUAGAGAAGCGUCUAGACCUCUCCACUGCAACAACUCUUUGAUUGUCGCAUACCAAGUAGCCCGUAUCCUGACAGGCAUUCUCCUUCGGUUUACGAAGCGACCGAACCUGUGGAUCUUCUUCGGCGUGCCCCUCUGCGUCCUCGGUCAAGGUCUUAUGACCUACUUCACAAAUAUGCCCGGCGGUCAUCCAGCCAACAAAGUUGAGUUCGUGACGUCGAAAGCGCUCGUAGGUGUCAGUAGAGGCAUGUACCACACUGCAUCCAAAAUGUCAGUCCAGGCUGUCGUGACCCAACAAGAUGUAGCUGUCACCACGGCUAUUUUCCUCUCGUUCAUGACCAUCGGCUCUCCUAUCGGACAAAGCAUUGGCGGUGCCAUCUGGAGACAUAUUCAGCCCCAGAAAUUGGAAAAGUACCUUCCCGCCGGCAACAAAUCUUCAGCCGCUUCGAUCUAUGGCUCCAUUGCCGUGGACAAGAAGUACCCUGAAGGCACACCGUCGAGAGAUGUCAUCAAUCGGGCCUUCCGUGAAUCCACAAGCACUCUGGCCAUUGCCGCAACUGCAGUCGUUGCGCCGAUCAAGAGCAACAACCAAGAGACUCGAUAG
Molecule: messenger RNA, 1803 nt
Organism: Rhinocladiella mackenziei CBS 650.93
Lineage: Eukaryota; Fungi; Ascomycota; Eurotiomycetes; Chaetothyriales; Herpotrichiellaceae
Exons: 5
Coding region: 1-1803 (600 amino acids)
Biological process (GO): siderophore transmembrane transport
Molecular function (GO): monooxygenase activity; iron ion binding; oxidoreductase activity, acting on paired donors, with incorporation or reduction of molecular oxygen
Source: RefSeq, a predicted model, not a curated record